Molecule: messenger RNA, 1743 nt
Organism: Ostreobium quekettii
Lineage: Eukaryota; Viridiplantae; Chlorophyta; Ulvophyceae; Bryopsidales; Ostreobiaceae
Source: the annotation of a GenBank genome assembly
AUGAUUUUCAGAGGAAAGCAGGUCACAGGAGAAAAGCCAGAGAUCCAGGAGGAAAUUCAGAGCCGCCUUCCGGGGCCUGAAUGGAAGGCGCACUACGGUACAUCUGGGAUUGCUCCUGACAAGCGUAGAGGCAGCCCGAUUGUGGAGAUGAGUCUGCUGUUGGCGGAGUGCAUUCAGCACGGACUUCGCACAAUUGCUUUUUGUAACACGCGGAAGCUCUGCGAGUUGGUGACGGCGUAUACACGGGAAACUCUGCGGUGCACAGCACCUCACCUGGCGGACUCGCUCUGCGUGUAUCGAGCAGGAUACCGCCCUGAGGAACGCCGUCAGAUAGAGGCACAGCUGUUUGGGGGCCAACUACGGGCCGUGGCAGCAACAAAUGCCUUGGAACUCGGGGUGGAUGUUGGAAGUCUUGACGUUACCUUGCACAUGGGGUUCCCAGGAUCUGUGGCGUCGCUGUGGCAGCAGGCGGGGAGGGCAGGUCGCCGUGAGCAGGUGUCAUUGUCCAUUGUCCUGGCCUUCGACAGCCCACUGGACCAGUACUUUAUGCGACACCCCCAGCAAUUGUUUGGCCGGUCCAUAGAACACGUGCAGAUAGACGCCAACAAUGCCAACGUGCUGCAGGAGCACUUGGCGUGUGCCGCUCACGAGCUGCCCCUUGAUGAGCAGGUGGACGUGGAUUUCUUUGGUGGUGCCUUGCCUGCUGCAGUUGAGCGCCUUAGAGAAAUUGGUCAAAUUUCUCGUCCAGCCAGAGCUGAGCUUGGUCAGGGACAAUGGCUUUACUCAGGCCGCAGUGCACAUCCAGCCUCUGGCGUCAGCUUACGUGCCAUCGACCCGGAGCGGUUCGCUAUUGUGAACGAUGCGUCCGAAGAACAGAUCAUUGAGGAGAUCGAGGAAAGCAAAGCGUUCUACGACAUUUACGAUGGGGCAGUGUAUAUGUUCCAGGGACGAACCUACUUAUGCACCAAGCUUGACCUCGUGAAGAAGGUCGCCCAUGUGCGCCCCGCCGACCUUAAGUACUACACAAAGACUCGCGACUUUCUGGACGUCCACGUGAUCGGCUCUCGCAUUGCCUACACCAUGGGGCCUGCGGCCGAGGCGUACCCGAAAACCAGCGCCUCUUGCGCCGAGGCUUUGGUGACGGCGAGGUGGAUUGGCUUCCACCGGAUAUGGCAGGGAUCGAAUGUGGUCUUCGACACCGUUGAUUUGUUCCUCCCAGAUGCCCAAUUCGACACGCAGGCCGCCUACAUUCGCGUCCCGCACUCCGCCCGCAAGGAGGUGCACCAGCGCGGGCUGCCCUGGCGGGAGGGCCUGCAUGGCGCCGGACACGCCCUCCUCAAUGUCAUCCCGCUGUUCAUGAUGUGCGGCCCCAGGGACAUGGCCACGGAGUGCGACUACCCGCAGGCCAUGCGCUUCCGCCCCGAGCGCAUCCUGGUAUACGAUAACAAUCCGGGCGGCAUCGGCCUGGCAAAGACGGCAGCGCCACUCUUUGGCGUCCUGCUGGACCGCGCCUACAAGCUCGUGGCCGAAUGCCCCUGCGAGGAGCCCACGGGCUGCCCGGGCUGCGUGCAGCACCCCGCCUGCCCGGAGUACAACGUGGUGCUGUGCAAGGCGUCCGCCCUCGUCAUUCUGGGGGCCGUGCUGAGGGCGGAGCGCCACCCGGAUUACAUGAGCGGUGUGAGGGAGGACGGGGAGGGCAGCUGCGCUUGUGGGGGCAGCCCUGGUGGCGCAGGGUCGCAUUGA